UGGCGUCUCUUUUGAGUUGCACAAAGUAAAGAAAAACCGAGCAUAGUUCAGCGAGUUUAGCGUUUCCCUUGGCGGUAGCGAUGUUUUGAACCGGCAGAACACACUAUCGGCUAACAUUUAACUCUCAUCAGCAUGGCCGACGUUGACGAAGCCUGCAAGAGCGUCAUCGCUUGGGUGGAAGCGGCCGUGUCUCCCACGACAUCGCCCGAACGGAGAGCGGAGGCUUACAACGCUUAUGAAGAUUUCAAGGAAAAGUCGCCAAUCUCUGCAAAGUGUGGUUUUAUGCUUGCCGCUAAGGGUAACCAUGCCGUGGUGCGCCACAUCGGACUGCAGCUUGUGGAGCACUGUAUCAAGCUUCGCUGGAAUGUGAUUACGAUUGCUGAGAAACAGUUCAUCAAGGAGAGCGUCAUGAAGAUGAUGGCAGAGGGCACGGACCACCUUCUCGUGGAGCAAGCCCACAUCAAGGACGCGCUCGCAAAGUUACUUGUCGAGAUGAUCAAGCGUGAAUGGCCUCAGCAGUGGCCGCUGCUCAUGGACGAGCUGAAUAACCUGGCUGUACUCGGUGAGACGCAGAAAGAGUUGGUGCUGCUGACCUUUCUGCGGCUAGCCGAGGACGUGGUGGACCUUCAGACAGUGCAAGGGCAGCGCAGGCGAGACCUCUACCAGGCACUUGUGGGAAACCUGUCGGCUAUCUGCGGCUUCCUUGUGCGCACACUCGACACUCACUACUCUCGAUAUCGUGACCUGAGGGACCACCAGAAAGCCGAUGAAAACAACCAGGAGCUGUCUCUGCACCGGCAGCUGACGGAGACCACGCUGCUCACCAUGGCGGGCUUUGUGGAGUGGAUCCCUUUGGGCGAGGUGACGGGAUCGGGCGGCCUGUUGCCCCGCAUCUUCUGCUUCCUCCUCUCGGACAGGAACCUGCGCAUCCAGGCUGCCGAGUGCCUCCUGCAAGUGCUCGCCCGCAAGGGAAAGCCGGACGAGCGAAAGCCGCUGCUGGCACUUUUCAACCAGGAGACGCUGGAUGCCAUUGUCUCUGCUCUGAAGUCUGUGUCCAGCGAGCCCUUGAACGAGGCCUCCUUCCUCUUCAUGAAGAAGCUGUGCUCGAUCACCGCCAAUCUAGGACAGAACUGCCUAACUCAUUGGAACAUGGAAGCUGAACGGCCCUCGAUGGAACUCUUUCUAGUCUACCUGGACGUCUUGUUGUCCCUGAUGCAGCAUCCAAGCCAGGCUGUGAACAGCAUCACCCUACCAGUGUGGGCGGCCCUCUUUCGACAUCCCGAAGUCUCACGCCUGGAGAUUGUGCGCAACCUACUUCCAAAGUUCUUCAAGGUAGCCACUGAGAAGUUAACAAAGGUCGGCUAUCCUUCGAGAAACGACAGUCCAGCCUGUGCAUACGCCCGGCUGGACUUCGAUGGCGACGAGGACUUUGCACCUUUUCUAGGGAAAUUCAGGGGGGACAUGACGGAGGUUGUUCGCCUGGCCACCCUGCUGAACCCUAUUGCUGGCUUCCAGAUGGUGAGCCAGUGGCUGCAGACACUUCUUGCGGCCAAAAUCGAAGUGGGAAAUGAACCCGACAAUGGCCACUGUUCACUCAACUCGCCAUCCAGCAUUCGUUGGGACGCCCUCACCACGUUCAUGGACGGCGUGUUCAGCCGGUUCCUCUCUUCCCCUAACCCCAAGCCGAGUGCAGAAGAAGGCAUCUUCUUGCUGGAGUCCCUACUUAAUUUCGAAACAGAGGACCCAGUAAUCCAGUCCUAUGCCCUGUCCUGCAUAUCCAACUUAGGUGUCUUCCUCACGCUUGCACCGGGAAGUCUGCCCAAGGUCCUCAGCAAGCUUUUCUCCUGUGCUGUCUUCACGUUGCCGAACCAGCCGGCAACGAUCCAAAGCCGUGCCUUGCGCAACCUGAGACGCCAUGCGUGCGCUGGACUGGUCAAGUUGUGCCACCUCUACCCGAAGCUCGUCAUGCCCUGCUUUGACCAAAUCUACUCUUCGGUGAAGAGGAUACAAACACAGGACAAACUGAUCACGCAGCUCGAAGCGUGCACUCUCAUUGAAGCACUGCUUGUUUUGAGCAAUGAAUUUAACGAUUACGAGCGGCAAUGCAAGUUCAUCGUUGAGGUUGUUUCGCCUGCCACAGCCAUAUUGGCGAGAGAUGAAAUGAAAGUGGUGGCAUCAUCACCUGAAGCGUUCAUGUCUUUUGUUGGUCUCACCGAAGCACCAGUGGAGGCUACGGCCGAGGACAGCAGUGGGUACAACCGCUCCCAGCUGCUGCACUGUGUGAACAUCUUCAUGGCUGUCAUCAAGCGGUGCCGGUGUCCCGACGACGUUGAGGUGGCCAAGAAAGGGGGCUUCUACUGCGAAGGCAGUGAGGCUUAUCAUUCUGCAUAUUUCCGGAAUCCAGCAACACCUUACGUAGUGUCACUACUGCCAAUCAUGGCUCACUUACUAAGGACUUACAACCAGUUAUGGAGUCCAGAAGCACGUGCCAGAGUGCAUCCGGCAUUCACACCAGCCCUCGACAUACACGACAGUGAGAAGAAUUGCAUCCUAGGUGUUCGAGCCGAUGGCGAUUCAUCAGACACCUCGGGUUCAAAGCAGCCUGUCGACCGUGCAAAGAGCUUCAUGUUCAACUUUCAAGACUAUUGUUUGCAGAUCCUGGGCAACGCGGGACAGUCACUGGGCCCGGAGUACUACCAGACUCCGGGUUUAUCCGAAAUGCUUGUCAAUGGAGUGCUAGCAGGUCUCGACCAGCUUCCCGACUACAGGCUGCGACCCAUUCUGCGCGUCUUCCUAAGGCCCUUUGUGCAGCACUGUCCAGCCGAGCUUCAGCCCGCAGUUGUGUUGCCCCUGCUCAAGCCCGUGCUUCCCUUUGUGUUUCAGAAACUCAAUGCAAAGUGGGAGAAGUUCAGGCUCAAAUAUGGAAAUAGUGUGGACUAUGAGACAGAAAUGACUGAGGAACAAGAACUGUUGGACGACCAGCUGAACCGUCUGCUAUCACGUGAAUACCUUGACGUUUUGGCAGCCGUGCUGUUGACCAAGCGAGGACAGCAAGAUGCCAGCCUUGACAGCAUGGUCGAGGACCAGGAAGGAAAACAGGUGGAAUCAAGCGCCGCAACAAUCUCUGCAUUUGGAGCUACGAUUCUCAAGACAGAGGAGCUGUGCUCACCCAUUGUGAUGGCCGUGUUCAACGCCUUGCACUGGUCCGACACAGCUGCAUCCUUCAAGGCCUUGCAGCUGAGCAUGCCCUUGCUUAAAGUUAUGUUUGAGCACGGAUUUGUCCGAGACGAAGGCAGUGCGGCGUACCUGCUCCGGUGUGUGCUGAUGGGGCUGCAGGUGCUGGGUGAGCACGACAUCAACCAGACACUACUGGUGUCCCUCGGGCUGGCCCUUUACCAGGCCGCGCGGCCUCUCUUUCCCGGACUCUGUACCACUUUGCUCCAGAUCCCGGGAUGCACUCCGGAGGCCCUGGAGGCUUUUGAGUCUAAGCUCCAGCCCCCAGGCGACGGGAAAGCCCUGCCCGAGAAGAAGAAGAAGGACCUCUUCAAAAGGCUAAUCUCGCCUAUCAUAGGGAAGAGCAUUGGUCAACAGUUCAAGGCAGCCAUCCAGAUUAUGAACCUGCCUCCAAUGUUCCGGCCUCAGAAGAUGGCUGUAGAAGAAGACGAUGCCGUGGCCAAUGCCGGCCUGCCCACCCUCUUUGGCCAGGAGCAGGCAUAAAUGCCCACUUUCUGUCAUCUGCUUGCGACAUUCCUCGCCUUAGGCCAUCGCAUUUCUCUACUUACGGGACAAAGCAUGGGGUUUCAUCAUGAACCGUGAAACCUUCAGAGUGUGGAACUUCUGCAUGCGCCGACUGAUCUGGGAUGCUAUUAUUUUGCCGCGGAGUUUUAUAGAGAGAUCAGUCAUUGGAACAUUAGCGCUACAGUUGUUCGAUGACCAUGGAAGCAAUGAACAGUGCAGGCUCUAGAAUGGCAUUUGUUGACUCGCGUACUGCGAUAUAGCUGAUGAAUUCGUCUGGUUCUGUGAGAUUUAUUUCGUCUGCUCAUUUCAGUUCCCCUUUUUCUUGUUUAUCGGUGUUGCCACAGGAUUGGCCAUGAAUUUGCACAUAAUCUUACACAUGCUUUAAUUUGACAGUCUUUCACACAACAGUUCUAUAAAAAAGCGUUAGCGCUGCCAUUUGUGGACAAUGCUAUUAUUUAAUGAGCAGACGACAGUUUACAAAAAAAAACUCACAAACUUGCAAGCUUUUGACCGCUAAAAGUGUGCCCGACAUUUCUGGGGAAUAGAUAUUGCUUUGUAUGUUCUCUAUAGAACAUAUGUUAGUAACAUAUAGCAGUGGCUUUCUUGUAAAAAAAAAAAGGCAUUUCAGCAGCCAGAAAGAGCAAUAUCGCUCACCAAGGAGUCAGCCAAGCCAAGCCAAUGCUCGUUACUUCUCAUCAUUUCCAUGCUUGUUGAAAACAGGCUGAAGUAACCCACACAAAUGUCCGUGCCGCAUUUUUCUAUCUAGGGCAGUACUCUGUGGGGUUAAAGAAUUUGUGCCAUCACAUCUUGAAUGUCACACGCAACGUGUGAUCGCUGGGAAAUGUCGUUCUACUGAGGUUUCUGGAUGGUUUAGAUGUUCUCUUAAGGUGCUGACAGUAGUCAUUAGGGCAAGAGUUUAGACGUGCAGUGGCGGUGAUAACUCGUCACAGAUGACCAUUCCUCAUCUUGAAAGGAAUUUUGAAUGGCCGACUUCACCUUACUUUGUGUGGCAGCUCAGUAGCUUUGAACCAGUCACAUUGUCACGAAGCAGAUGUGAAAGUUGCCUGCAGAGAAAUGGUAGCUUUGUACAGAAAGAUUACAAUGGAGGGAAUGCAUUGAAGGUUGAUCACAGGGCAAAGGGUCUGUGUCAACAUGUUUUGCAUGUCACAUUGCAGAAUUUAGUUGUUGUUAAACACGGCUGCAGGGAUAUCUCUGGAAUAUUAGCACAGAGUUCGUUUUUUGUUUUGUGAAGGAAUUCCAUUGGAAUCUUAUUUAAUCAGUCCAUAUGUUUACAGCUAGGCUUUGGUGUGCUGGGCCAGUUCACGACAUAACCAAAGGAUAGUCGUGAAUGAAAUGAAUGCAUCAAGGGUUGUUUGCGUUCAAGACAUGCACUCAAUUUCACCUGUACCACGGUUCUUUCGAAGUGGUUAUGAAACCACACCUCAUGUUUUCUUAGCACCACUAUGUUCGUGCCAUGAUGAAUAUUAAGUUAAAAUGCCUUGUUAUAAUAAUUCACUUGUAUAAGAUUAUCCACGUUGUUACACUGAACUUAUUUGCAUAUUCAAUGCACAUUUCUCGAACUGACGUGAAAUGCUGCUUUUGUAAUUUUUUUGUCUGAUGCACGAGUUUUGUUUAUUUUGUCUGCAGAGCAUGUAGACGGGGCUGUGAUGAUCACUGAGUUACCAGUUAGGCCACCUCGUAACGCAGUCUUUUUAAUUGUGUGAAGUAUUUGAGUUACUGGCAAUUGGAGUCACAGUGUCUCUAGUGAAGGUUUCUUUAGCAUGCAAACAGAGCAGCUCAUGUACCAAAUUUUGUGAUGGCUACGACGACAUUUCUAAGCGAACUUGAUAAGAAAGUUAUUUUCAUAACAUUUGGUACACGAAUUGCUCCAUUCACAGUCAAAGAAAGCUAUUCAGUGAAUCUGCGUCUGGUCAUACUGAAGAAGUGUUUAUACGAAAUAUAUUAAAACAAAGAUAAGGUGUCAAGCUAACUUAGUGCCCAGAAUUUGUUACAGCCUUAAUUUCCUCUAGUGCACUUGCUGCAGCAGCCACUGUACAUCAUCGUCAGAUGGUGUUUGUCUUCGAGGGUCACAUAUUGAAGCUGAGCUGUUGGGGUGUUGCCAGAACACUAAAAUUGCUUGUCAAUGAAUGACGUGCCAAGCCAAAGCUCUUGACCUCUAUUCUAACUUGAAUUUUGCAGGGAUCACACUUCAAGAAAGUGAUGGUUCUUGAGCCAAUCUGGCUGGCAACUUAUGGAAAAGAGCCGCUUUUCAUUUUCCUUCUCUUUGUUAUUUCAAACCAAACAUGGGAAUUACUGAAUAGGUGGCAGGCAUUCCGUUUUAAAUUUAAAGUUUAUUAGCAUAUGCAAUAUACAGAGGUCAAACAUCAUAUGGUUUCCCGAGUAGGCCAUAAAGGGAAGAUUGUGAGAGCACCUUCAAUCAUAAUUAGGUAAAAUUUAAAUGCAGCAUUCAUUGUGUGAUCGGAACUUCAAAAGUGUUGCAGGGUGAGUUGUGUCACCACUUCUUUAGGUGUCUCGUGCACAACGUUGGGUUUAAGUUUCAGCUGCGUAACAUGCCGUCAUCGAGCUUACUCCACUGGUUGGUGCUUUGGCAGCUUUAAGUGCUCCAUUGAGUUGUCUUAAUUGUGUUUGUGUGUGCACCCAAAGCAACAGUACUUUUGAAAUGUGCCCUUAAUGAAGUACCUUGAAAAUAUGUCCUUAACGCAUGCGCAUCAAGCUAGUUGUGAAAGUUCUCAGGCCAGUUUUUUAUCCUGCAUGACAUUUGUCAAGCGAUUAAAGUCUUUGCAGGAUCUAUACAAUUAUCCACAAAACUUUCUGGGCCACACGAGGAAGAGACUGAGGAGACAUUGUUUCAUUUGUGAAAAGACGAAGGAAUGAUGUCAGAAGGUUGGCAACUUUGGCAUGCAGCCUUGGAGUAUGCACUAGGAUGGUAAUGAACACAGAUGCAAAAAUAAAAGAUCAGCACAAGUGACCACAGAUGAGCAAGACGGUGGCAUGCAGUGUUGUAGUUUACGAACAUAGCCAUAACUUAACUGGCAAAUGUCAUUCCUACUCUUAGUUAUCAUUCAGUGGGCAGUUGUUCCUUGGGAAGAAUUAUCUGCUUUAUCUUACAUUGAGUCGUGUUCAUUCUGAAAGCAAUAGAUGAGGCUUGGAACAAUUUUUUUUAUUGCUGCAGGAAAUAAUGCCAUACCAAACUACUAUAAGAAAAAAAAGUGAUAAAAAUAAGUCGGCAUGUUUGCUAUUGCCAUGUUUCUGAACUGCAGGGCUGCAUGUCACUUCAUCGUUCCAUAGUUACCUGUCCUAAUAACUUCACUGUGUUUGUUUCCACAGCACUCAAUUUCUGAACUCACACUUAGACUGCAAAGAAAUUAUUUCUUAUUGGCUCCCUUAACAGAGACAUUAUUUUAAUUUUGUUAACAUUUUUAUUUUACUUUUUGUCAUCGUUUUAAGAGUAUGUGUGAGGUUGAGGCACAUCAAUUAUGAGGUGAUAAUCCAUUGGGCACAUCGUUUUGAUGUAUUCUGAAGUUGUGUUAACUUUUCAUAGACAAGUAUGUAUACCCAUCCAGUCGGGCAAAAUUUUUUGUUUGCAGUUGUUUAUGUUGCAUUGUAAAUUCCUUCCUAGAUAUUACCAGUUCUUUAUUCAUGUUAAGCAUUGUUCAAGUGUUUACAGAUGUUCUUACUAUGUAUCAUCUGCAAUAGAAGCAUAUUUUUGUACAUUCUUGCUUUUUUUACAUAAACCAUCGUCAUGUGUGACAUUAGGAGAACCUGUAAAAGUGAACGCUUUUGGUGGAUAUGCUUUAGUCCUGUGGGGAGAACAUGCAGUGUGAUAAUAAUAGAGCUGCGGGCGAGUUUGUUGUUGCUGAAUUGUGUGACUGUCGUUUGCACGUGCCGUGUAGUUUCUCCCACCCUGUUCAUAAUCGUGUCUAAAUGUGUGUGCAAGUGUUGGCCUUUUUUUUUUUUUCAAUUUGAGGAGCUGUGUCGCUGCAGUACGUUUCUGCAUCUUCAUCAUUGCAGCUGCGGAACAGCAGUCUGUUAAUACAGCCAUGUGUGCUUGCAAUAAAGCAUCUGAAGUCAAUAAUU
Dermacentor andersoni is the source of this 7836-nucleotide messenger RNA. It is a transcript of the gene Ranbp21, whose product is annotated as exportin-5-like protein Ranbp21. Gene Ontology annotation, biological process: protein export from nucleus; RNA export from nucleus. Gene Ontology annotation, cellular component: cytoplasm; RNA nuclear export complex; nucleus. Gene Ontology annotation, molecular function: nuclear export signal receptor activity; RNA binding; small GTPase binding. The record is from RefSeq and is a predicted model, not a curated record. NCBI's taxonomy places the organism in Eukaryota, Metazoa, Arthropoda, Arachnida, Ixodida, Ixodidae.